Penicillium canescens is the source of this 1951-nucleotide messenger RNA. RefSeq names its product putative alanine aminotransferase. The record is from RefSeq and is a predicted model, not a curated record. NCBI's taxonomy places the organism in Eukaryota, Fungi, Ascomycota, Eurotiomycetes, Eurotiales, Aspergillaceae. The transcript is spliced from 3 exons. The coding region runs from base 13 to 1641 and encodes 542 amino acids. Gene Ontology annotation, biological process: biosynthetic process. Gene Ontology annotation, molecular function: L-alanine:2-oxoglutarate transaminase activity; pyridoxal phosphate binding.
AUUGAUUCGAACAUGUCCUGGUCAAUUAAGAUUGCAUCCUGUGCGCGGGCAGCUCCGCUGCGGGCGCUGACCCGGCCGAAUGGUCUCCUACAUCGCCCGGCAGCCCAUGCGGGGUGCCUCUCCGCUUGGUCAGAGCCCACCAUGACUCAGACUACCGUCUCCUAUACCGCCAAGCGCACCCUUUCGGCCUUCCAGACCUCCAAGUGUCUGAGUGUCGACAACAUCAACCCCUCUGUCCGGGAAGCCAAGUACGCCGUGCGGGGUGAACUCGCUGUCAAGGCUGAGGAUUACCGCCAGCGCCUCAACGACGGCGACAAGUCGCUGCCCUUCGAAAGUGUGAUUUUCGCCAACAUCGGUAACCCUCAGCAACUCGACCAGAAGCCUAUCACUUUCUUCCGCCAGGUGCUAAGUCUCGUCGAGAACCCAUUGUUGUUGGAGAACCCCGAGGUCCUCAAGACCUCGUUCGGAUACAAGCAGGAUGUUAUUGAGCGUGCCCAGACCCUGCUCGCCAAUGUGCAGAGCGUCGGUGCUUACAGUCACAGCCAGGGUGCUCCUGGUAUCCGGAACAGCGUUGCCAAGUUCAUUGAGAACCGUGACGGCUUCCCUGCCAACCCCCAGGACCUGUUCCUGACUGCCGGUGCCUCUUCCGGUGUCAGCACUCUCCUGAGCGUCAUCUGCAACAACGAAAGUGCCGGUGUCUUGGUCCCUAUCCCUCAAUACCCGCUCUACACCGCAACCCUCUCCCUGCUGAACGCGCGCUGCGUGCCUUAUCUCCUCGAGGAGGAGAAGGCCUGGGGCACCGACGUCACCGCGAUCCUCAAGUCCAUUGAGGAGGCCAAGGCCGCCGCAAUUGACGUGCGCGCUGUCGUGGUCAUCAACCCCGGCAACCCAACCGGAGCCUCCCUGAGCGCCGACGACAUCAAGAAAGUCCUUGACGUCGCCGCCGAGGAGAGCCUGGUCGUGAUCGCCGACGAGGUCUACCAGACCAACGUCUUCAAGGGCGAAUUCGUCUCCUUCAAGAAGCGCCUGCGCCAGCUGCAGAAGGAAGAGCCCGGCAAGUACGACGACGUCGAGCUGGUCUCGCUGCACAGUAUCUCCAAGGGUAUGGUCGGCGAGUGUGGCCACCGCGGUGGUUACUUCGAGCUCGUCGGCUUCGACCCUCUGGUCCAGGAGCAGAUCUACAAGCUCGUCAGCAUUGGCCUGUGCCCGCCGGUUGUCGCACAAUGCCUGCUCGAGUGCAUGGUCAACCCUCCCGUCCAGGGCGAGCCCAGCUACGAGCUCUACCAGAAGGAGUACUCUGGUAUCGCGGAGGGUCUGCACAAGCGCGCUCUCUCCUUGUACAACGCCUUCCAGCGCAUGGAGGGUGUCGAGGUCCAGGAGCCCCAGGGUGCUAUGUACCUCUUCCCCACAAUCAACCUCCCAGCCAAGGCCAUCGAAGCCGCCAAGGCCGAGAACCGCGCCGCAGACGAAUUCUACUGCCUGGCCCUCCUCGACGCCACAGGUGUCUGCGUCGUCCCCGGCUCUGGAUUCGGUCAGAAGGAGAACACCCUUCACUUCCGCACGACCUUCCUUGCCCCCGGCACCGACUGGGUUGAGCGCAUUGUUCAGUUCCACUCAGAGUUCAUGAACAAGUACCGCUGAACGUACAAUAUAAAAGUGACAUAUAUGCAUGAACCACCUCCUAUCGCUGUAUAUUCUAUGCAUGGGCCGUGAACUGCCCGCAUCCAUUUAUACGAUAUGAGUCUGGUGCUCUACGAUGCUAUGUUUUGGAUCUAGAUCUGGAUUUGGUUCGUUCGGGAUACCUUAUAGACUACUUACUCUAUUGGACUUGCCAAUUUAUUAUCUAAAUGUUUCUUUUCCGUGCGCAUUUGGAGCUUUGCAUGGUUUUCCGGUUUAUAUGUAUUGGCCGCGAGGCUUACCUGUAUGUUCGUUGUGUCUGUAUAAGAUUGCA